AGAGAGGUGAGUGUUCUCACAGUUUCAAGUCAGUUUAUCUGGAAUCAGGAGAUGUUCUGUUUGCACACAUAUAAAUAUUAAUCUGUUUAAUCUGUACAUUUGUCUGGUCAGCAGCACCAGCUACCAGUUCGAGGUGAUGAAGCUUACUAGAAAUGUUUAUUAGCUAGCGUGCCUCACCGCUUCAUUCAUUGCACUAGCUAGCCAGUAGUAGGUCAAGCUAGCUAGCAAGCUAAAGUACCCAGCUAAUGUGGCGAUGUUUUGUUGUUGUUCCAGGUGAAAGAGCGCCAGGUGAAAGUUGUUAAUCAUGGAUAUUCGACCAAACCACACCAUUUACAUCAAUAAUGUAAAUGAUAAGAUCAAGAAGGAUGGUAAGAAUCACAGUACAUCAUUGUUCCAAGAUCAUGUAGCUAACUACAGCGUUCCUUCAGAGCUAGAUAGCCAUUUAUCCUCUUGUACUGGAGCUGUAGUAAGUUUACAUAGAUUUCUUUGUCUGUGUCAAUGGUGUAUAAGUAACAACCUUUAAAUAACCUUUGGUGUUUCCUUCUAGAACUGAAGCGGUCACUCUAUGCCCUGUUCUCUCAGUUUGGGCAAGUCAUGGACAUUGUUGCCAUGAAAACCAUGAAGAUGAGAGGGCAGGCGUUUGUAGUGUUCAAAGAGCUUGCCUCUUCUACGAACGCACUGCGUCAACUUCAAGGUUUUCCUUUCUACAAUAAGCCCAUGGUAAGUUAUUACUUAGUAGUCAUGCAUGUCAUUUUCACAAGUGGAAGUAGUACAGGGUGGUAUUCAUUACGGUAUACAAGCAAAACGUUUUGCAAUGAAAAUGUGAGUUUCUUUGUGGACAACUUCAGGCAGUUCCUCCGCUUUUCGGUCUGUUUUCUACCAUUUGGUUUCUAGUGAAUACGACCCAGGCCUGUGCUUGGCAAAAAUCAUAUUGUAAUUGUCUCUUUUAUUUUCAGCGCAUUCAGUAUGCAAAGACAGACUCUGAGGUGAUCUCCAAAAUCAGAGGCACAUUUGGGGACAAGGACAAGAAGAAGGAUAGGAAGAAGAAGGCUCAAGAUCAAGUGGCCAACGUGGCCAAGAAACCAGCACUGGUGAGACUAGUAUUGUAUAUGCACAUAGGCUAUAUGACUGCGUCCCAAAUGGCAUCCUAUUCCCUAUAUAGUGACUCUUUUUGACCAGAGCCUAUAGGGCAGGGGUUGGCAACCUGCUCAACUGUGGGUGAUUAUUGUUAUUUAUUUUAAAUGGUAAAAAAAAGGACUGUAAAAUCACCAGGAAUUCAGCUAAAAUUAGUUUAAUUUAGGAAAUCUGUUCCCAAGAGACAUGUCAUCGUGUCUCAAUGUAAUUCAAUGUAUGAAAUGUUUCAAGUUUUAAUGUCACGUGCACAAGUACAGCCUUUCUUGCCAGCUCUAAACCCAACAAUGCAAUAAUCAAUAUCAAUGUAGUACUAAAAAUAACAUUAGGUAGAACAAAAACAGAAAUAAGAAGAACACAAGAAAGUAAGUAAGCUAUAUACAGGGUCAGUUCCAAUACCAUAUUUACAAUGUGCUGGCAUACUGGAGCGAUAGAGGUAGGUAUGUAUAGGUGUAAGGUAACUAGGCAUCAGGAUAUAUGAUAAAUAGAGUAGCAGCAGCGUAUAUGAUGAUUGUAUGUGAGUGCGUGUGUGUAGAGUCAGUAUAGAUGUGUGUACAUGUUAUGUGUGAGUGUGUAGAGUCCUGUGUGUGUGAACAAAUGAAGUGUGUGUGUUGGAGUGUGCAUAGAGAGAGUGCAAAAAUAAAAUACAAGGGUCAAAAAAUUUUUACAUUUACAUUUUAGUCAUUUAGCAGACGCUCUUAUCCAGAGCGACUUACAGGAGCAAUUAGGGUUAAGUGCCUUGCUCAAGGGCACAUUUACGUCAUUUAGCAGACGCUCUUAUCCAGAGCGACUCACAAAUUCUUUGUGGUGGGGUAACGGGGGGUAGAAGGAUUACUUUAUCCUAUCCCAGGUAUCCUUAAAGAGGUGGGGUUUCAAAUGUCUCCGGAAGGUGGUGAGUGACUCCGCUGUCCUGGCGUCGUGAGGGAGCUUGUUCCACCCUUGGGGUGCCAGAGCAGCGAACAGUUUUGACUGGGCUGAGCGGGAACUAUGCUUCCGCAGAGGAAGGGGAGCCAGCAGGCCAGAGGUGGAUGAACGCAAUGCCCUCGUUUGGGUGUAGGGACUGAUCAGAGCCCGAAGGUACAGAGUGCCGUUCCCCUCACUGCUCCGUUGCCGUGUACAAAUUAUUGUAAUUAUGCUCCGGCCCCCGACCAUCCGCUCCGACAAAAUUAGUCCCGAGGCUGAAUCUAGUUGCCUACCCCUGCCAUAGGGCAUGAGUAUAUGUCAACAUAAUGCACAUAGCCAUCCUGUAUGCAUUUGAAUGUAGUCAGUCAUUUUACUCCAACACUAUUUUCACACUUUUUUUCUAUUAACAGGGAUCAGCCAACACAAACAAUGCUCCAACAACCAUGCAGGUAACCUUUCUAGCCCUAUCAAGAAUAAUAACCUAGAAUGUAAACUAGAGCAAACUCAACACCAUAUACAUCUCAAUGGAGUUGAGUUGCGAUGAGUGUCGGCGGAGUGUACCUCCGACUACAUCAAGUCGAUAUCAGUCAAUACUUGUACCUUGUACCUAUGUUUGUCCUGUGUAACUGUGUUAUUUUCUUUGGGUGCUGCCAUCCAUAGUUUUUGGUUAAAAUACCAUUUUAUGUGACGUCUGUCAAAUUGCUCUGUGUAGGGCCCCGUGUAGCUCAGUUGGUAGAGCAUGGCGCUUGCAACGCCAGGGUUGUGGUUUCGUUUCCCACGGGGGGCCAGUAUGAAAAAAGUAUGAACUCACUAACUGUAAGUUCAUACUUGGAUAAGAGUGUCUACUAAAUGACUAAAAUAUGUAAAUAUGUAAUCCACUGUUUUCCAAUAGAAUAUGAAGUUAGUGACUUCAAACAUGCACUACCACGCGAUACUUCUAUAAAUAUAAAUAAUUUAAUGCUAACUGUGUAGCUGUGCUUGUCCUGGUUGUUAUAGAGUUGUCAGUGGGAGUUGGAAUCUAUAGUUUUUUGAUAAGAAAUUGCAUUAUAUGCAUCCCCUGCCCAAAAAAAGAAUCUGCCGUGCAAUGGCGGAGCUGCUCCUUCUCCGUUAACAAACAACGGCUCCCUUGGCGGAGGUCGCAUAAAUACUGUUGUUUUUCCCAAAACUACGGAUUGCAGCAUCCAAAGAAAAUAAUGUAGGUACACAGGAGAACCAUAGGUACAAGGUACGCAUUAAAGAAUGUACAUUUUUUCAAGUAUCGACUGAUACCGACUGUAAUAGGGGGUACACUCCGCCGACACUCAUCGCAACUCAACUCCAUUGAGAUGUAUAUGGAGUUGUUUACUCAGCAAAUGUCCCUUGUGAGUGACUAAAUCACUAGUAAUGAUGGACUCUCUUAAUAAGCUCAGUGUUGCAAUGCCUUCCCUUGUAUUCUUGCAAAAAUCUCUACUACUCUGCUUUAGGAACGUUUUACUGUUUAAUGCGCCCUUUUUGGAUUAACUGUUGGAGUGCUACAGAUAGUCUGGUCUGCUUAUUGACUAAGCUGUAAAAAUGUUCCAUGGGAAGAUUCUAUGCAACAAUUACAGACUGAUUUCUUUGUCUUUUUAGGUUCCAGACAAUCCACCCAACUACAUUUUAUUCCUUAAUAACCUGCCAGAAGAAACUAAUGAAAUGAUGCUCUCCAUGCUGUUCAAUCAGUGAGUAUUGGAUGAUCUUGUUGUCAAAUGAGUAAACUGGCCUAGAUGCCUGAUUGCCUUCAUUCAACAUCGACAACAAUCGUUAUUGAGUCUGGCUGAUGAACUUGUGAAAUAUACAGUACUAUCUUUAUAUCAGGGUUUCUUAAACUAUGGGUAGGGACCCUGGGCAUGUGAGAGAGGUGGGUCGCGAGUUAUGAGAAUACAUGUAUAAUCACACAUGAUUUAAUUUUAAUUUGGGUCGUUUGGAGGAAGGUCCUCUGUAGCUCAGCUGGUAGAGCACAGCGCUUGUAACGCCAGGGUAGUGGGUUCGAUCCCCGGGACCACCCAUACACACACAAAAAAAAUGUAUGCACGCAUGACUGUAAGUCGCUUUGGAUAAAAGCAUCUGCUAAAUGGCAUAUUAUUAUUAUAAGAUUUGGGUCACAGGGGGAUGGUCAAUUUCUAAUUUGGGUACUCUAGCUGAAAAAGUUUAAGAACCUGCUUUAUAUCCUUCACAUUUCAGACUUCACCAUUGCAGGUGGUGAAGCCUUUGAUAUAUUAUAUUUUGUAGCAUGGCAACUGGGGCUCUGUUCAAGAGGGUGCAGAACGUUCAGAUAGAAAGCAUUGUGUAGAUCAUGUCAGCUCUAUUCAUUACAUUUCUGAUUUCUGAACAUUUCACCUCUCUCAAUACACCUGUGAUUUCUCUUUUUCCUCAUAGAUUCCCUGGUUUCAAAGAGGUGCGACUCGUCCCUGGAAAACACGACAUCUCCUUUGUGGAGUUUGAGAGCGAGGGCCAGGCGGGAGUGGCCAAAGACGCGCUGCAAGGCUUCCGGAUUACGGCCCAAUGCGCCAUGAAGAUCACUUAUGCCAAGAAGUAGUCCCCACAAUGACGUCACUGGACAAGGGACACAUAUUGGACUCUGGGUUAGAGAUGGGUUGGACCCCCUGAUUAGUUUUUUCUUUGUUUUUUGUAUCGGCUGUGGAAUCUCUUAGGAGCUUUCGUUGUUUUUUUUACUGAUUUCUGUGCAGUCGCUGUGAGGCAGAGUGAAGAGAAUCCUCUGAUCCUCGUCUCUCUAUCUCUAUUUUGUUUGGCACAGUAAUAAAGGACUUUUGUGUAA
Messenger RNA from Coregonus sp. 'balchen', 4828 nucleotides. Lineage: Eukaryota; Metazoa; Chordata; Actinopteri; Salmoniformes; Salmonidae. The record is from the annotation of a GenBank genome assembly.